GGCUCGGUCCCGCGCCCGCCGCCCGCCCGCGCCCGCCAUGGCCCGCCUGACGGAGAGCGAGGCGCGCCGGCAGCAGCAGCAGCUCCUGCAGACGCGGCCCUCGCCCGUGGGCAGCAGCGGGCCCGAGCCCCCCGGGGGGCAGCCCGACGGCAUGAAGGACCUGGACGCCAUCAAGCUCUUCGUGGGCCAGAUCCCGCGCAACCUGGACGAGAAGGACCUCAAGCCGCUCUUCGAGCAGUUUGGCCGCAUCUACGAGCUCACGGUGCUCAAAGACCCCUACACGGGCAUGCACAAAGGCUGUGCCUUUCUCACCUACUGUGCCAGGGACUCCGCCAUCAAAGCUCAGACUGCCCUGCACGAACAGAAGACCUUGCCCGGGAUGGCGCGGCCGAUCCAGGUGAAGCCUGCGGACAGUGAAAGCCGCGGAGGUAGGGACCGGAAGCUGUUUGUGGGGAUGCUGAACAAGCAGCAGUCGGAAGAGGACGUGCUGCGGCUGUUCCAGCCCUUUGGGGUCAUCGACGAAUGCACCGUGCUCCGCGGGCCUGACGGCAGCAGCAAAGGCUGUGCCUUUGUGAAGUUCUCCUCCCACACCGAGGCCCAGGCGGCCAUCCACGCGCUGCACGGCAGCCAAACCAUGCCGGGAGCCUCCUCCAGCCUGGUGGUCAAGUUUGCCGACACGGACAAGGAGCGGACGCUCCGGCGCAUGCAGCAGAUGGUGGGCCAGCUGGGCAUCCUGACGCCAUCCCUCACCCUGCCCUUCAGCCCCUACAGUGCCUACGCCCAGGCCCUCAUGCAGCAGCAGACAACGGUCCUGUCCACGUCGGGCAGCUACCUGAGCCCUGGCGUGGCCUUCUCACCCUGCCACAUCCAGCAGAUCGGCGCCGUCAGCCUUAACGGGCUGCCUGCCACACCCAUCGCCCCUGCCUCUGGACUGCACUCGCCCCCGCUGCUUGGUUCCACUGCCGUGCCCGGGCUCGUGGCUCCCAUCACCAAUGGCUUCGCAGGUGUCGUGCCCUUCCCUGGGGGGCACCCUGCCCUAGAGACCGUGUAUGCCAAUGGCCUCGUGCCCUACCCAGCUCAGAGCCCGACCGUGGCCGAGACCCUCCAUCCUGCCUUCUCCGGAGUCCAGCAGUACACAGCCAUGUACCCCACCGCGGCCAUCACGCCCAUCGCGCACAGCGUCCCCCAGCCGCCGCCCCUCCUGCAGCAGCAGCAGCGAGAAGGUCCCGAAGGCUGUAACCUGUUUAUCUACCACCUCCCCCAGGAGUUUGGAGACACGGAGCUGACGCAGAUGUUCCUGCCCUUCGGCAAUAUCAUCUCCUCCAAGGUGUUUAUGGAUCGGGCCACCAACCAGAGCAAAUGUUUUGGCUUCGUGAGCUUUGACAACCCGGCCAGCGCGCAGACCGCCAUCCAGGCCAUGAACGGCUUUCAGAUCGGCAUGAAGAGACUCAAAGUGCAGCUGAAGCGGCCCAAAGAUCCGGGACACCCCUACUGACCGCGCCCACAGCCGCCCGGAGGCUGCGGGCCUGGCCCAGGUGAGCCGCCAGGCGGCCCCACCCGCCCCCACCCCCGCCCCCCACCCCCCCCACCCCCGUCUUGGCCAAACACCCCCUCGUUCUCCAUGCCCUCCCCACCCCCCAGGGGGGAUGCCGCUGGAGACCACAAGGAGCCCCCAGGUUGGGAUGGUUGGGACAGAGCUAGAGAGUCACCCUCCAAUCCCCCCUUUGAUUAGGGCUGGGACAGAGGGUGGAACCGGGGUAGAAGGGGGUUGGGGAAUCCUUCCAGAAGGUUUUGAAGGAUGAAUAGAAGUUCACUUGAGAGGCCAGGUUUGGUCUGGGGUGGGGCAUGCUGCGAGGGAGGGGCUUCUGUCCUGUCCUGUGACUCCCCCAGCUGGGCCCCUGUCCAAGUUCCUCAUUUGGUGUCACCCGCGUUCAGUGAACUGGCGAAAAAGUGGAAUGUUUGCCCCGCUCACCAGCAUGCCCCCCCCCAAAGAGACCCCCCCCCCCAACAAAUCCCCAAGAGCGUAUUUUGCCACCAGAGAGAACAACUUUAUCAACAACUAAGCACCUUCUUUGGGGGAAUGAACAGUGAGCCUAAGGGGCCAGUAGGGAAACAUAACUGACCACAGCCUUGAUGAGCCUCAUCUGUGAAAUGGGUUCACGAAAGUCGCCUCCCCAGAAGCAGCAGGGAGGAUCCGCUCGGGGACGCGGUGUUUUCCCAGCUGAGCCCAGGACCCGCCACCUGGAAAGCUCUUGAUCAUUUGUUUUCAUUUUGUUUUUGUUUUGUUUUUAAUCAUGAGCGCCGUCAUCAUCAAAGCGCCGCGCCUGGGGUCUGGCGCGAAGUAGAUGCUCAGUUAGGGGCUGCGCAUGCUUUUCAGACCUUGUCAAGUCAGCACCCGCAGAGUCGAAGGUCACGGGAUCAGACAACUAACAGGCGACCCAUGCACUUUAACACCCUGGGACAGCAAAUCCUUUCUGAGCACCUACUAUGCGCUAGGCACUGUUUGGGGACAGCGCUCGGGGACACAGCUGUGAAUGACCAGAAACGGGGCGGGGGUUGGGGAGGACUGCCUUCGUGGCAGGGAGCAGGGGAGACAAGAUGAGACAAGAAUAAACACAACUGUUUGCCCCCGGGGGUUGCCAGAUGAGGAAACAGCCUCGGUGGCCAGUCCUUUUCCAAGGCGGACCGCUGGCCUCUG
Molecule: messenger RNA, 2698 nt
Organism: Acinonyx jubatus (cheetah)
Lineage: Eukaryota; Metazoa; Chordata; Mammalia; Carnivora; Felidae
Gene: CELF5
Product: CUGBP Elav-like family member 5
Exons: 12
Coding region: 38-1495 (485 amino acids)
Biological process (GO): regulation of alternative mRNA splicing, via spliceosome; mRNA splice site recognition
Cellular component (GO): cytoplasm; ribonucleoprotein complex; nucleus
Molecular function (GO): mRNA binding
Source: RefSeq, a predicted model, not a curated record